AUGGAAGAAGAAAUGGAUGAUCAGUCCAACUUAGAGAUCAUCGAGGAGGAUGACAAGGAACAGACUCAGGUCUGGAGCAACAUUGGAGGUACCUCCAUUCAGAGAAGAAAUAUGGAAACACCCGGCACUAAUAUUAUAACGCAGAGAGAUGACACAUCUGCUAUUAAGCAGAGGGCUGAUGAUGAAAUUGAUAUUAUUAGCCAGCCCCAACAGGAUGGUAAAGAGAAUGAGGAAAACAAGCAAUCUGCCGCUUUACUCCAGUAUAACGGCGAGGAAGAUGAUAUUAUAUGCGGAAGAUUCCCCCACCUUGAUGUCUGUGGCUGUGAGAUACCUUCCUUCAUCGCACUUAAAGAGAUCAAGCUCAUUGAGGUGAUUGAUGGUGUCUUUAUGGGGCCAUUCCAAGCCGCCUUUAAGACCAGGGAGCUAUUGGAGAAUAAUGUAACCCAUAUUCUUAACUUAUCAACAAGAGAGUUUACUAAGAGGAAGUUCUUUAAAUAUCUCGAUAUUAACAUCUAUGAUAACCACACCGAGGAUGCAAGGAAAUAUUUCAGAAUCACAAACAGAUUUAUCAAAAAGGCAAAAGAAGAGGGAGGAAAAGUACUAGUCUCAUGAAUUGCUGGCAAGUCUAGGUCUCCUACCUUCAUCCUUGCCUACCUUAUUGGUGUCGAGAAAGUAAAACUUAAGGAUGGGCUUGCUCUUUUAAGACAAUUUGUCCCAGAAGUAGAGCCAAACGAUGCCUUCAUCAAGCAGCUGCAGGAAUAUGAUCUUGAGAUUCUCUCGAAAUAUUAA
Messenger RNA from Moneuplotes crassus, 789 nucleotides. NCBI's taxonomy places the organism in Eukaryota, Ciliophora, Spirotrichea, Euplotida, Euplotidae. The record is from the annotation of a GenBank genome assembly.